GGAGACACAGGAAAUUGUUAAAGGAACCAAGCACCGGGCAAAUGGCCCGUAAAUAUACGUCUUUAUUUGUGUUCAAAACUUCAAACGCUGGGACGAGAUGGCGAAUACAGCUCCUGUGAUGAUGGAAGCGGUCCUCGCUGGACGCAGCAAUGGGUACUUGGCCAAUCGUGGAAUGAUUUUGCUUAACUUGAACUUAGCCAUUUCAUUGAUUUCGAGUUAUGCCACUGGCUACGACGGUUCGAUGAUGAAUGGUCUUCAGACACUUGACACUUGGAAUGCAUUUUUUCACACUCCCAGCGCAUCUACUCUUGCACUGCUGAAUGCGAUCCAAAAUGUGGGACAGCUUGUAGCACUGCCCUUUUGUGCCCUGGCCUGUGACAAAUUUGGUCGUCGAGCUACGCUUCUCUUUGGAGCUUUCAUCAUGCUCGUUGGUACUAUUCUACAAGGGUCAGCACAGAAUAACGGGAUGUUCAUCGCUGCUCGUGGUCUGCUCGGUUUUGGCUUGGCCUUCAAUAUCACCGCUGCACCUCUCCUAAUCCUAGAGCUUGCGUUUCCGACCCAGAGAGCUCCGCUGGUCAGCCUUUACAACGCCCUCUGGUCCUUAGGAGCCAUCGCCGCUGCGUGGAUCACUUAUGGCACAUUUAGGCUCACGAACGACAAUGGCUGGAGAAUCCCUUCAUACCUCCAAGGACUCUCCAGCGCCGUUCAACUGCUUUCCUGCUUCUUCAUUGUUGAGUCGCCUCGGUGGCUCGUUGACCGAGGCCAAGAAGAAAAGGCUAAGGAAAUCAUCAUCAAGUACCACACGAACGGCAAUCCCGAGGAUUACAUGGUCCUCAUUGAACUCGAAGAAAUUAAAGAAGCCUUGAGACUGGAGAAAGAAGCUCUCGCGUCGACGUCUUAUCUGACAUUUUUCCACACCAAAGGGAAUCGGAGACGAUUUUUUAUUAUCUUGGCUGUGGGUUUCUUCUCUCAGUGGAGUGGUAAUGGGUUGAUUUCAUAUUACCUCACCCUCGUACUCGAUUCCAUCGGAUAUAAGACAGAGGCUUCUCAAAAUCUCAUCAAUGGUCUCUUGACAAUCUGGGGCUUGGUAACCACGGUGUUUUUCUCCCUUCUCGUCAACAAAUUUGGACGCAGAACAAUGUUCUUGACAUCAACGAUUGGGAUGUUGGUCACAUUUAUCAUCUGGACUGCACUUGAAGCCACAUACGAAAAGGCGACAGAUCUGACCGGGAGUGGCUCCCCUACCGUUGGCAGAGCAGUCCUCGCAAUGAUCGUUUUGUACAAUACGUUUUUCGCCGUCGGAUGGGGACCGCUUCAAGUCACCUAUGUUGUCGAGAUCCUGCCUUAUCAGCUCCGUGCCAGAGGGCUGGUAUUAUACAAUUUUUUCGUCGCACUUGCGCUUAUCUUCAACCAAUAUGCCAAUCCAAUCGCAAUGACGAAUAUCAAAUGGAAAUACUACAUUGUAUACGACGUGUGGCUUUUUGUCGAACUCGCUGUGGUAUAUUUUCUAUUUGUUGAAACGAGAGGUGCUUCUCUGGAGGAGACCGCAGCGAUUCUGGAUGGCGUUGCGGUACAAGAGCAAUUGAUCGAAGGGGUUGCUCGGGCUACGGAGCAUGAGAGUAAGGUACCGUUGCCAGUGAACGAGAAAGUAGACAGGGGGUCAAAUGUGGAGAUGAGAACAGCCAAAGGCUGAACCAGGGAUAAGGGAUACGUUGCAGAACUAGAAGAUCCUUGAUCUCAAUUGUAUUGUCAAUUCCGGGAUAAUAUUCAAAGCGUGCGAGUUGAAGCCCC
This is a messenger RNA of Hyaloscypha bicolor E, 1791 nucleotides long. RefSeq names its product general substrate transporter. The transcript is spliced from 7 exons. Gene Ontology annotation, cellular component: membrane. The coding region runs from base 98 to 1693 and encodes 531 amino acids. Gene Ontology annotation, biological process: transmembrane transport; carbohydrate transport. Gene Ontology annotation, molecular function: carbohydrate:proton symporter activity. The record is from RefSeq and is a predicted model, not a curated record. NCBI's taxonomy places the organism in Eukaryota, Fungi, Ascomycota, Leotiomycetes, Helotiales, Hyaloscyphaceae.